Molecule: messenger RNA, 2585 nt
Organism: Pogona vitticeps (central bearded dragon)
Lineage: Eukaryota; Metazoa; Chordata; Lepidosauria; Squamata; Agamidae
Source: RefSeq, a predicted model, not a curated record
AUGUUCCAACCAGGAAACAGUAAGACGACAGUAUUGUGCAGAGUAUUGUUUGGUGGCUCCCAAGAUGAGGACUCCCUGGGCUCCAGUGCUUUUAAAAAUGGGCACGACUCACAAUGCCAGAAAGACAAGCUGCCACCAGAGAGGCCUAGUGAAACUCCUCAGUUAAGAGGAAGCAUCAAGCCUGCAAAGUGUCUUCCCGCUGAUGCAGGACAGAGGAAAGACUGUUGUCCUAAGUGUGGAAGAACCUUCUGUCAUAAAUCUGCCCUCAAUGCACACCUGAGGAUUCACACAGGAGAGAAACCGUAUCUGUGCCAGGAAUGUGGGAAAACCUUCAAUCAGAGUUCAGCCCUGACCCAACAUCAGAGAAUCCACACCGGUGAAAAACCCUAUGCCUGCCCCCACUGUGAGAAAAGAUUCAGCCAAAGCUCAGCUCUGACUCAGCAUCAGAGAAUCCACACCGGCGAGAGAGCCUACACGUGUCUUGACUGCGGGAAGAGCUUCAUUUACCAAUCAGCUCUGAUUCGGCAUCGGAGAAUCCACACAGGAGAAAAAUGCUACAAGUGCCCUGACUGUGGAAAAGGCUUCAACCAGAGUUCCAACCUUAUUACACACCGGAAGAUUCAUAACGUUAAUGGGACACUUUGUGGGAGAGAGAAGAAGAAACCUCAGCAAGAAUGCUCUGAGCCACUGGAACCACAUGGAAAAGUUUGUAGGACAUCGCAACAGAUCAGUCUUCAACUAGAAAAAGAUCAUCAUCAGAUUCAGGGAAAUCCUUCAGAGCAAGUUCAGGAUCCACCUGUUCCUUGUGCUGGAAGUUUCAUAUCUCAGAAGAACACCUCGAUAAAAACAGGAGUCCCUAGGGUUAAAAGGCCACUUAUAUGUCUUGACUGUGGAAAGACCUUCAGAUACAGCUCCCACUUAGUUAACCACCUGAGAAUCCACACAGGAGAGAAACCCUAUCAUUGCACAGACUGUGGGAAGAACUUCAUUCAGAGUUCAGCCCUCCGCAGACACCAGCGGAGCCACACAGGUGACAGACCCUAUCAAUGUUCCGACUGUGGGAAAAGCUUUAGUCGGAAUUCGCACCUUGCAAAACACCGAGGGAUCCACACGGGAUUGAAGCCUCACGAAUGUCUUGACUGCGGGAAGAAAUUUAGUGUCAAAAUGAACCUCGUGAUUCACCAGCGUAUCCAUACAGGGGAGAAGCCAUAUAGGUGUUUGGAGUGUGGGAAAUGCUUUAGUCAGCGGCCCCAUUUUAUUAUCCACCAAAGAAUCCACACAGGAGAGAAACCUUAUGAAUGCCCUGACUGUGGGAAAAGCUUUCGUGUGAGUUCACACCUUGUCACACAUCAAAAAAUCCACUUGGAGAAGGCUUCUUUUAUAUGCCCUGAUUGUGGGAAAAGCUUUAAUGGUAGCAAAGAGUUUGUUAAACAUAAGAGGUUCCACACCACUGGAGAAAUCCAUCCGCUGUCCAUUGCAGGAGUAACCAUUAAGAGUGAACUAUCCCCUCCUUAUUCUCUUGAUCCAGAAUGCAGUAGCUAUAGCCACAACACUGUUAAUGGAGAGGAGAAGGAACCUGAAAGAGAAUUAAUCUUACCACUGUGUGGAACAAUUUGGUGGCUAGAGCAACUGUCAAAGGGAGAUCAGAUGGGUAAGAAAUCCUUAAAAUGCCCCAACCCUGGGGAAACCCUUCUGGGAAGCUCAGAUCUUGUUGAACUCCAGCAGAUCCGUUCAACAGACAAGCGGUAUAAAUGUCUGGAGUGCGAGAAAUGUUUCACAGAUAUUAAGAGGCUCAGUAUUCACCAGAGAAUCCACACAGGCUUGAAACCUUACCAGUGUCCUGAAUGUGGGAAACGGUAUGGUGCCACCUCGACCCUUAGUAGACAUCGGAAAAUCCACUUGAAGGAAAAGCCUUUUCAGUGUCUGGAUUGUGAGAAGAGUUUUGUUUACAAGCCAGACCUCAUCACACACAAACGCGUCCACACAGGGGAGAAGCCGUUUGCCUGUAACAGCUGUGGGAAGAGUUUUAGUCAGCGCUCAAACCUGACUACGCAUCAAAGGAGCCACACAGGAGAGAAGCCGUACAAAUGCCCCAAAUGUGAGCGAAGCUUUAGGGUGAGCUCAUUUCUUACUCAGCAUAUUAGAACCCACACAGGAGAGAAGCCCUACGGUUGUACUGAGUGUGGGAGAAGCUUCACUCAAAAAUCAGCACUCAUUGCUCACCAGAGCUGGCAUGCUCGUAUCAAAAUAAAUCCGAAGUAAUUGGACUGAAACAAAAUAGUAUGAGUUAGAAAGUGUUGGGAUAUAAUUGACUGUAGUAGAGGUUUCGUAGAGCUAAUGAAGUGGGCAGUGACAGAAGAAGAGAAGAGUUUUGCUCCUCUUUCCUGUAUGGAUAUGUGUGCUUUAAAAAAAAUAUUUCUUCCUUAAAAAAAGAACUAUUUUGUUUAGAAGGUUUUGAGGAAGCAUGUUUAAAAUGCAGUUAAUCUUGCUUUUGCUGAGGCCUUUGGAGGGGGUGACGAUUAAUCCUAAUGAUUUUAUCCUGCAAACCAGCAAUUAUCAACCUUUUUUUGCCAUAAUAUGAAAGA